GAAUGCUCUGUUCACGCCCCCUUCCACCCCAUGCCAUGUAACUUACCGAAUUCGAUAAAUUUGUGGCCAUGCUUUCUGAAGAGCGAUGUGGUUACGACGUUGGUGCUGUAGCAUGACAUGCCGUCGUGUGCAAGCGUCCGUAAACAGUUUAGCCGCUUGACUGGUGAGCUCCACUCAUCCCAAUGACUGCCUAACGAACAAGACAAAACUUGGAAAGUGAAAAGCACAAAAUGCUGUCGAUAUUGCGAAAAGCGCGUCUCAAGGACAAGGAGAUGCGCAUUCUUAUGCUUGGUCUUGACAAUGCAGGAAAGACGACUAUAGUGAAGAAGAUCAUGAACGAAGAUGUAAACAGCGUCAGUCCUACACUCGGUUUUAUCAUCAAGACGAUUGAGUACGAUGGAUACAAACUGAAUAUAUGGGAUGUCGGCGGCCAGAAGACGUUGCGCACGUACUGGAAGAACUAUUUCGAGAAGACAGACACGCUCAUCUGGGUUGUUGAUGCAACCGACCGCGAGCGAAUAGACGAUUGUCGGAACGAGUUGGCGGGGUUGCUGCUGGAAGAGCGCCUUUCCGGAGCAAGCCUGCUAGUUUUCAAAAACAAGAGCGACGUUCCCGGAUCCAUGACGGAAGACGACAUUUGUGAGGGACUGCGACUCGACGCCAUCAAGACACACAAAUGGCACGUUAUGACCUGCAGUGCUAUGACGGGAAUGAACCUGCAGGAAGGUCUUGAGUGGGUGGUACAGGAUGCAAAGGCUCGACUCUUCCUGUAUUGAAGCGUGUCGGCAUGCAUCGGGGUUGCAAGGGGCAAGGCAGCCCAAAGGCUCGAUGCGGGUAGUGCAACGGUAGUCGAAUGACAAGUUCCAACCGCCCAAUUGUGGAGCUGGCGUCAACUGGCCGCAGCUGGAACGCUGAUAGCAUAAACAAACAGCCAUCGAGGCCAUCUUCACGACCUGCAUCCUACUUUCUCUCUGCCACUCUCUUCGCCAUUCGCUCGUU
This is a messenger RNA of Alternaria alternata, 999 nucleotides long. RefSeq names its product ADP-ribosylation factor. Gene Ontology annotation, cellular component: microtubule cytoskeleton; cytoplasm. Gene Ontology annotation, molecular function: GTPase activity; GTP binding. The coding region runs from base 231 to 776 and encodes 181 amino acids. The transcript has 6 exons. Gene Ontology annotation, biological process: protein folding. The record is from RefSeq and is a predicted model, not a curated record. NCBI's taxonomy places the organism in Eukaryota, Fungi, Ascomycota, Dothideomycetes, Pleosporales, Pleosporaceae.